Molecule: messenger RNA, 4292 nt
Organism: Seriola aureovittata
Lineage: Eukaryota; Metazoa; Chordata; Actinopteri; Carangiformes; Carangidae
Product: tripartite motif-containing protein 16-like
Exons: 1
Coding region: 1179-2825 (548 amino acids)
Biological process (GO): protein ubiquitination
Molecular function (GO): zinc ion binding; protein binding; ubiquitin-protein transferase activity
Source: RefSeq, a predicted model, not a curated record
CUAAUGGACAUCUAUUAAGCUAUAAUCGAGACCUGUUUCCUACCACCUUUCCCGUAUUACCAAAGCUGAAUCUAAAAGGUUUAAAAGAGCAGAACCUGCUGCCAAAGUUCAAACCGAUUGUAAAAUCAUAAACAAAGGCCAUAAAUGAAACAGGUUGAUAACGCCUCCAGUUUAGGGAUUGGUGUUAUCACCAUGCUGCGUAGUGGAGGAAGCUGCUGCUAUCCAAAAAUCUGCUGUUACUGGAAAAGAUUUUGUAGCUGGAGCCAUUUAAACCCCUGACCCUUAAAACUGGAACCUAUAAACUAGAAAAUGACCCAUUAAAGUCUUAUUUGUAUUUAGCUGAUGAGUUCUUGACUUCAAAUUUGCUAUAAUAUCUUGAAAUGAAAAUCUAAAUUAAAGCUCAGUGGUUUGAUGUCUGAGUGUUUGUGUCACAUGCUUUUAAAAAAACAAGUCCUGGGUUGCAGUGAAAAGAGAAGUGAGAGCAGUUUUUUGAGGACGUAUGUAGGAGACAUGUUUUAAUACUUAAAAAUGAAAUAUAAUGUGAUGUUUGUUUAUAUGAAAUAUAAGUUUGGUUGUGAGUGUUUGUCAAAAAGAAAAAAACCCUGAUUUGUACAAACAAUAGAUGCGACAAUAAAACAAAUCCAGUGGCAUAAUGUCAACCUGUGUCUGAGUUACUGUUGUUUUCCUGUCUUUAAUUUACUUAAUUUAUUUCAAAUCUGACUGGAUUCAAACACAAAAACAUUAUUAUCCAUCGGAAACAGAAAAGUAUCACAAAAUGAAGAACAAUCUCAGCCACUCCCACUAAACUUUACAGGCUUAUCUCAUGAUAAGAGGUCAAUAUAUCGGCUGUAAAUAUGUAAAUUAGAACUGGACACAGUAUCAAAGUUCAUCCCAACUAUACACAAGUAAAGGAAGGCUAGAAAGGCUCAAAAUGCUCCUUUUCAUGGAGUGAAACAAAAGACUGAUAACCCCUCCUUAUCUGACUUCCUGGUUCCUGCCUCUUUCACAGAUCUGCAAGUGUAGAGAUGGGUGUAACCAACACGCUGCGUGGUGCAGGAGGCACACGCCACUCUCACUGUAGAUCAGCAUGCAAGUGUGAAAGUAAAUCAAAGGCUUGUGUGUGAUAAUUGCUGUGGUGAAAGUGAAACUUUAGAUGCUCCCUGUUGUUGAUAGGUGAAAUGGCGCAGAAGGGAAAUAAGGCAGACGGAAUGAAAUUCUGUUGUUCGAUCUGUCUGGAUCUACUGGAGGAUCCGGUGACUAUUCCCUGUGGACAUAACUACUGCAUGAGCUGCAUCGAAUCUUUCUGGGAUGACGAUAAGAAAAGAGUGCACAGCUGUCCUCAGUGCCGGGAGACUUUCAUACGGAGGCCUGCACUGGUGAAAAACACCAUGUUGGCAGAGUUAGUGGAGGAACUGGAGAAGACCGGACUCCGAGCUACUCCAGCUGAUCACUUCUACGCCCGACCUGGAGAUGUGACCUGUGAUGUCUGCAGCGAGAGGAAGCUGAAAGCCGUCAAGUCCUGUCUGAAUUGUGUGGCUUCUUACUGUGAGCAACACCUCCAGCCUCACUACGAAUCUCCUGCUUUUCAAAAACAUAAACUUGUUGACGCCACCAUUAAGCUUCAGGAGACCAUCUGCUCCGGUCACAAUGAGGUGAUGAAGAUCUUCUGCCGCACUGAUCAGCAGUGUAUCUGUUAUCUGUGCUCCAUGGAUGAACAUAAAGGCCACGACACAGUCUCAGCUGCAGCAGAAAGGACACAGAAGCAGAAGGAGCUUGAGCUGAGUCGGCAAAAAAUCCAGCAAAGGAUCCAGAACCGAGAGAAAGAUGUGAAGGUGCUUCAGCAGGAGGCGAGAGCUAUAAAUUGCUCUGCUCAUAAAGCAGUGAUGAACACCGAGAAGAUCUCCAGCGAGCUGGUCCGUCUUAUCAAGAAAACAAGCUCGGAUGUGAAGCAGCAGAUCAGAUCUCAGCAGAAAACUGAAGCGAGUCGAGUCAAAGAGCUUCGGGAGAAGCUGGAGCAGGAGAUCACUGAGCUGAAGAGGAAAGACGCCGAGCUGGAGCAGCUCUCACGCACAGAGGACCACACCCAGUUUCUUCAGGGUUACCCUUCAUCGUCACAACUUCCUGAGUCUCCAGACUCACCGAGUACAAAAAUCCAUCGUCUGUGGGACAUUGAGGAUGCGAUGGUUGCUAUGACAGCAGCCAGAGAUCGAAUACAGGCUGUUGUUAGUGAGGUCUUCAUCAAACAAUCACCGACAGACACGGACGUGGAUGUUUCGCCCACGACCAGAGCCGAGUUCUUACAAUAUUCAAGUCAAAUCACACUGGAUCCGAACACAGCGGGCACCGGGCUGAUGUUAUCUGAUGGAAACAGAAAAGUUUCAAAGACUGAAGGGCAGUUACAAUCCAGUCACCCAGAGAGAUUCACCGGUUUGUCUCAGGUGAUGAGUGAGAACGAACUGACUGGACGUCGUUACUGGGAGGUGGAGAGGAAAGGGAAGGUUUCAAUUGCGGUCGCCUACAAAAACAUUAGCAGAACAGGAAAGUUCACUGCGAGGGCAUUUGGAUACAAUAAUAAGUCUUGGGCGUUAACGUAUGACAACAGUUACACGUUCAGACAUCACGCCUCCGAUUUCAUUACAGGCUCUCAGCCCUCCAGAGUGGGAGUGUACCUGGAUCACAGCGCAGGUGUUCUGUCCUUCUACAGCGUCUCUGAAACCAUGACUCUCCUCCACAGAGUCCAGACCACCUUCACUCAGCCGCUCUAUGCUGGACUCUGGCUUCACGGCUCUGAUGGAGACGCUGCAGAGUUGUGCAAGCUCAAGUAAGAUUAAGAAAUCAACAAGGCAGAGGGUUGGGGAUCUACUGGAGCCCGGACAUUUUGGUCGCCGAGGAGAUAACAAGUUGUUGCACAAAGAGUAUGGUAGUUAAUCUUCUUAGUGGCUUUUAAAAUGGAUUAAAAAAACUACUUCAGGUGUAUGAAAAGUAAUAACAAAACAUAAUGUGAUCCAGAAAGGAAUCUUAUAUUAUAGUGAUUAAAAUGGCACAUAGAUAGAUUUAUAUAAAUUAUAUAAACGUCUGAGUUGCUAAGGUGAGGCGUGACUUCUGCGGCACUUGGACCAAGAUCACUGGAGUUUCCUUCUCGUUAGAUCUCGAACUUUAAUGUAAUGUCUCUUAUGUUUCACUCUAUGCACUGAUUCUAUUUUUUAUUUUGUUCAAUUACACUGCUCUUCAAUCAAUGAUCUGUCUUGUUAAUAUUAUCCUUCAGUUGUUGCAGUAGGUUUACAUGAUUAUUACUUGAUCAAUCAGUGCAUUAGAGCUGCAAGGAUUAGUUGAUUAAUCGAUCAACUGAAAUGUGAAGAUUUUGUUUAUCAUAUACAACAUUAAACUGAAUAUCUGGGUUUUUAUUUGCACUGUUGAGCAAAUAAAGCAAUUUGAACUGCUUGAGAUUAUAAAGGGUAUAAUGGAUAUUUUUCACUAUUUUCAUUUUAUAGAUAAAAUGAUUAAUAAAGAAAAUAAUCAGCGGAUUAAUUAAUAAUUAAUAAUGCAACAUGUCGUCCUGGUGUAUUUGAAUUACUGUUUGUAUAAUGGUGUUGGGAAAUUAAUUUAGUGUGUGGAAACAUUGUGGUAGUGAAAAUACAGUGAAUAAAAAAACAAAAAACAAACUCUGUGGCUUGUAAACCGUUAAUAUAUCUGCACCCGAUUCUCUACAUUUCUAGACUUGAUUUUAGUUUUUGAGUUUAUUAUUCAGCCAUUACAGACCUUAUAUAACUAAAUAUAAAUAAAAAUUUUGAAUUGUUGUAUGUAUUUGUGUUUUAAUAACACACUAACUCCACCUAGCAAAGUUUUUAGAAACCACAGAAAAUUACUAAAUAUAAUCUUAGUAUAAAAUAAUCAAUUAUUGCAUCUAAAAUAAAAUAAUUUAGUCAUUUUUAUGAUCAGAGUGAAUUUAAACAGCAGUUUACCAAAUGAGUUUAUCUGGGUUUUUACUAACCAUGCUGGACAGAAUGUGCAUCACUCCAUUUUACCAUUUAAUGUGUUUUUAUUAAAGUUUAUUGAGUCAGAUUUUACAGUUGUACAAAAACCAAAAAGUAAAAACCAAAGAAAAGAAUUACUGAAAUGCCUCAAAAUUUUAUUUGGAUUAAAAAGUUGGAAUGUUUGGUUAUACAUAAAAUAUCUGUUAGAAAGCGAUUUAUAAAUCUCUGUUUCUGUCGCACUCACUUUUACACACACACACACACACACACACACACACACACACACACACACACACACACACACACACACUAGUGUUA